CUCAUGUCUCAAACCAUCUUGGUACAUCCAUAAAUCUGGUCUCAAAUCACGCAUAGCUUCUCAUAAAUCAAAAUGAUUGUUCACUCUAAAUUCGCACAAAGAUCUUCAUCUUCUUUUGAAUUUGAAGAAGGAUCUUCAUCUUCCUCGGAACUUCUAGAAGGACCUUCAUCUACUUCAUCGACUCCUGGUCAUACAUAUGACGUAUUUUUAAGUUUUAGAGGUGAGGACACUCGUCAUAGUUUCACCGAUCACCUUCAUAAGUCCCUCAAAGCUAACUUAAUCGAAACCUUCUUGGACGAUGAAAAAAUUGAAACCGGGGAAGAUCUGAAGCCGGAAUUGGAGACGGCGAUUAAAGCAUCUAGGGCUUCUGUUAUCGUGUUGUCCAACAAUUACGCCACUUCCACAUGGUGCCUUAAUGAAUUGGUAUUGAUUCUUCAGCAACGUAAGACAUCCAGACAUAUCGUUUUCCCCAUCUUUUAUCAUGUCGCGCCCACAUAUAUCAAGAAGCAAGAAGAAAGCUUCGGAGUUGCAAUGGCUAAGCAUAAACAGAAGAUGGAGGCAGAGACCGAUGCAACUAAAAGAAGUGAAUUUGCUCAAAAGAUCAACCUGUGGAAGGAAGCGCUUACACAAGUUGCUGGAUUAAAGGGGGAGCAUUUAAACGGCAGCCGGGGAGAGACGGAGUUUAUUGAAGAACUUAUAAAAGACAUCUCCAGUAGAUUACGCAUAACCUCAAGGAGUGUUCUUCCACAGCUUAUUGGAAGGGACAAUUCCAAGAAAUUUGUCACUUCAUGGUUGAAAGAUGCUGCAUCUUCACAUACAGCAGACAUACUCACUAUUUCAGGUAUGGCUGGGAUUGGGAAGACGACUUUGGCCAAAUAUGUCCAUGCAUUUCAUUCUCAUGAAUUUGACUCAAGCAGCUUUAUUGAAGAUAUCAGUGGCAAAUGUCAUAACCAAUAUAAUGGGUUGCUUAAUUUACAAAAACAACUUUGUGAUGACAUUUCAAAACCAAAUUCAAUUCAAGUUCAUGAUGCUUCAAGAUAUACCUCACAGAUAGAGAAAGCAGUAGCCUGUAAAAAGGUGUUUCUAGUUCUUGAUAACAUUGAUCAUCUUGACCAGUUGGAUGCAUUACUUGGAAGCAAAGCUUUUCAUCUAGGAAGCAAAAUUAUAGUAACAACAGAGUACAAAUGGCUGACAAAGAGUUGUGCACUAUUCAAGAUGAAUAUCAACUCCAAGCAUAAAACACUCUUGCUUCAAGGCUUACAUGAGACUGCAUCACAACAAUUUUGUGUUAUCAUGCAUUCAUGUCCUACAAUCCCAAGGAAGGUUAUGAAAAGGUUUCAGAAACGAUUGUGAAUUAUUGUCAAGGAAAUCCAAUGGCUCUUAAAGUUUUGGGUAAGUCUCUACAUGACCAAAAUGUAGCUUAUUGGAAGGGGCGCAUACAAGGGCUAAUGAAAGAAAAGGAUUAUCCUUUAAAUAAUGUAUUGAGAAUGAGUUUCAAGUCUUUGCCAUACGAUGAUGAUAGGGAAUUGUUUAAGCAUAUUGCUUGUUUUUUUGUUGGAAUGGAUAGAUAUGUUACUGAAACAAUAGUAAAUGCAUGUGGUAUAAACACAGAUAUUGCAUUCAAGGAUCUCAUCGAUAGAUGCCUUAUUAGUAUUGGGUGGAAUAAUGAAUUGGUGAUGCAUCAGUUGCUUCAAAAGAUGGGAAGAUUCGAAGUACGUGAAGAAUCACCUAAGAAGCCAUGGAAACAAAGCCGAUUAUGGUGUCAUGAGGAGUCACUGGAAGUGUUGAAAGAAAAAAAGGCUAAGGAAAAGGUUAUAGGUCUUGCUCUUGACAUGAAAAUGCUAGAGCAGCAAAAGUUUCGUGAGACAUUUGUGUUAAAAACAGAUGCAUUGAGUAAGAUGCAUAAGAUGAAGCUACUACAACUCAAUUACGUGCAAAUCAAUGGAUCUUAUGAGGACUUUCCAGGACAAUUAAGAUGGUUGUGUAUGCAUGGGUUUCCUUCAAACUCUAUACCUCAAGACUUAAACAUGGAGAAUCUGGUUGCUCUCGACAUGUCAUAUAGCAAAAUCAAAUCAUUUGGUAUUUGUAAUAGUAAUCAACAACAAUUUGAGAGUACACAAAAGUUGACUGAAUCAUCCUCAAAAGACAAAACGUUGCUUAGAUCAUUAAAGAUUUUAAAAUUAAAUUUCUGUAAAGAGCUUCAAUGUCUGGGCAGCUUUGAUGAACUACCAUCACUUGAGAGAUUAAUAGCUACAAAUUGCACCAGUUUGCUGGAAGUUUGUGAAUCAAUUAAGACAUGUAUCGAACUUGUCCUCAUUGAUUUAAGAUAUUGUGAAAAGCUUGAAAAACUUCCAACAGCUAUAGACAUGUUAAAAAAGGUUAAAACACUAUUGCUUGAUGGUUGUAGUCUUAGUGGAUCAAGAAUCGAGACUGGGAAUAUGGAUUCACUAGAAAUGCUCAAGGCUAACAACACUGACAUAAACACAAUAACCUCUUCCUCCACCAUUCCUGAGGCUACACCUAUACCAAUUAAUUUGGAUUUUACAGCGAUUUCUAUACCGAAAUCUUUAGUAAAAUUGUCACUUGCAAAUAAUAAUUUGUCCACUGAGUCCUUUCCCAUAGACUUCAGUUGGUUAUCUAAGUUGGAAGAACUAUAUUUAGAUGACAAUCCUAUCAUUUCCCUCCCCAAUUGUGUGAGAAGCCUUCCUGUGCUUAAGAAACUUGGUAUAAGUAACUGUAAAAGGCUGAUGUCAAUUGAGCAUCUUCCACACACACUAAGAGAGUUGACACUGUAUUCGAUUUAUAAACCUUCUCUAAGAAAAGUUGUAUUUCUUCCAGAAAUGUCCCCACUCCGGUUACUAAUAGAGUGGAAAUCAUUUGCACCUUCAUCUUUUGAAUUUGAAGGCAUGAUCAAAGUCCAACCGAUUGUAGCUGUUGAGGAAAAGUUGUUAAGUAGUUUGGGCUGGACUAAGCUAGACUUCCUUAACAAACAGUGCAUUGAAACUCCUAACUUGAAUAGAGAAUCAGGGAAAUCUGAAAUCCAGAUGUAUCAUCAAUUUGGAAUAUUCAGCACAAUUUAUGGAGCUGAAGAUAUGCCGAGUUGGAUUACGGAUAUAAGCCAAGGGCAAUCAAUAUCAUUUACAAUCCCAUCAUCUUCUAAAAACCUCACGGGAUUAAAUUUCUGCUGUGUACAACACAUGUUUCUAUUUCAAGAAGACGAUUUCUUCUAUUUGCCAAUGAUGAUAAUUACUAAUAAAACAAAGUCCUACACCUGGAUGUAUCAACAUUACAUUGACAAAGUGAGUGUAGGUGGGGAGUUUUUAGUACUAUUAAGCCAUUGGAUGUUUGGAAAGAAUGAGAUGGAAGAUGGUGAUGAGGUUACUGUUACUGUAACAGAGGAACCUGGACAAACUAGGGUGGAGUGUGGGGUGAGUUUUGUGUAUGAUAAUGGAAAGACUGAUGAAGAAGAAGAAAAUGUGUUGGGUUAUUACAAGUCAUGGAAUCAUAUCAUUGGUGGAGAUCUUUCUCCUUUUGAAACAACAAAGGGAGAAUACAUCUUAAACACCAGGCGAUUUAUGAUGCAUGCAGAUGAAGUGAAUUAUGAUCAUCAAUUUGUUGGAGAAGACUCCAGCUUUAAAGAACGAAACGUGUGGUUUAGAGCUUUAUCCCAAAGGAAGUCUCACUCUCACAUACUUGAUUAAAGUCGGGAGAUUCAAGAGGUUGAUUGAUCAAAGUGAUUUGUGGACUUCAUUUGAUGAAAGACAUUAGGUUCGAUGUGUUCAUGCUUUAGGAACCACAAUCUAUUUUCUGAUUUACUUUUUGUUCACGAAAUGUGUGGUAUCUGAUGCUACUAAAUGCUCAAGCAUUCUCAUCACUUCAUAUG
This is a messenger RNA of Lactuca sativa (garden lettuce), 3883 nucleotides long. Its product is annotated as TMV resistance protein N. NCBI's taxonomy places the organism in Eukaryota, Viridiplantae, Streptophyta, Magnoliopsida, Asterales, Asteraceae. The record is from RefSeq and is a predicted model, not a curated record. Gene Ontology annotation, biological process: defense response. Gene Ontology annotation, molecular function: protein binding.